GCGGCGGCGGCGCCACGUGUGGCGGCACCAGGAAGUGGCGGCGGGGCCGGGACGGCCGGGCCCAGGCUGCCGGUCCCGGCGCUCUCAGCAUGCUCCCGGGGCAGGGCCCGGUGCUGCAGUCGGUGCUGGGAACCCUCCUCACCUGGGGCCUGACGGCGGCCGGCUCGGCGCUCGUCUUCGUCUUCUCCAGCGGGCAGAGGCGGAUCCUAGAUGGGAGCCUGGGCUUUGCUGCGGGGGUCAUGCUGGCCGCUUCCUACUGGUCCCUCCUGGCCCCGGCUAUCGAGAUGGCUGAAGAGUCCGGCACCUUUGGAGCCUUUGCUUUCCUCCCCGUGGCCGUGGGCUUUGUUCUGGGAGCAGCUUUUGUGUACGGGGCCGACCUGCUCAUCCCGGUGCUGGGUUUCAGCGGACCCCCCCACGCGGCAUUUGCCUUGAGCUACGACCCACGAGCGGCGAAAGAGAAAUACGAGCACGACCCUGCCUCUCGCCUGGACUACGAGAGCGAGUUGUCCAUCCGGAUAGGUAGAGCUGGGCACCAUCCAGAGGGUCUGGCCGUGGGAGUUGGAUUCGGGGCUGUUGGAAAAUCAGCGUCUGCCACCUUCCAAAGCGCCAGGAACCUGGCGAUUGGGAUCGGCAUCCAGAACUUCCCGGAAGGCCUUGCUGUCAGCCUGCCUUUACGCGGCGCGGGAUUUUCGACCUGGAAGGCGUUCUGGUACGGGCAGCUGAGCGGCAUGGUGGAGCCCUUGGCUGGCAUCUUCGGUGCCUUCGCCGUGGUGGUGGCAGAGCCUCUCCUCCCCUACGCCCUGGGCUUUGCGGCCGGAGCAAUGGUCUACGUGGUCAUGGACGAUAUCAUCCCCGAGGCACAGACCAGCGGCAACGGGAAGCUGGCUUCCUGGACCUCCGUGCUCGGCUUCGUGGUGAUGAUGUCCCUGGACGUCGGCCUCGGGUAGGGCAGCUCGCUGCUCCCCGCGGGAAGGCUUCUCACCAGCGGCCGUGGUGGCAUUUGGGACUGGACGCGCGUUAUCCUCUAGACUUUUUUUUUGUACAUGAUUAUUAUUUUUAUUUUUUUUUGGAUCUGGUUUGGUGUUAAUUCCCUAUGAUUUGGUCUAUCUGCUCCCCCCAACAUCACGUCGAUGGUUUUCAAAGCACAAACGCGGGUGGUUCGGUGCGGGUCCUGCUUUCCUUUCGCCACCAGAUUUUCUGUUUCCCCUAGAGGGCUGUGAGAUGCAUUGGCCGGGCUGCAGGUCCCGCUUUGCUUUUCCUUCAGUUCUGGGGUGGUUUCUCUGAGUCAGGUCGGUUUUGAUCAUCCUCGUUCUGUAGAAGGUCAGGAAUUCACUGUUGCAUGCUUAAGCUGCUCUGCAGUUACGUCCCAAGGCAUCUGAAUGAAGUAAACUCAAUUUCCACCCCUGGUUCUGGAAGGCAGGUGGAAAUUUUAGGGCUAGGAUAACGUGCAGCACCCUGUGGGACAGCAGGUCUGAUACAUCCCGCUGGUCCUGGGCAGUGUUUUAGGGCUUUAGUUGUUUUGACGGAUGCAAAUAGUCUAAGCAAAUAAAAAUGAAUUUUCUUGGUA
Cygnus atratus (black swan) is the source of this 1567-nucleotide messenger RNA. RefSeq names its product solute carrier family 39 member 11 (gene SLC39A11). Gene Ontology annotation, cellular component: membrane. The record is from RefSeq and is a predicted model, not a curated record. NCBI's taxonomy places the organism in Eukaryota, Metazoa, Chordata, Aves, Anseriformes, Anatidae. Gene Ontology annotation, molecular function: zinc ion transmembrane transporter activity. Gene Ontology annotation, biological process: zinc ion transmembrane transport. The transcript has 9 exons. Bases 90 to 947 code for a protein of 285 amino acids.